AUGGCAUCUCACCAGAAAAAACUCCCUAUUUAUCGUUUUCUGCCGGUUCUUCGUCCCUCCCCAUUCUCCUACGCUCCUCCAUCUUCUCCCAACGUUCACCUUCAUGAUUCUCUCACCCCACAUUCAAGCGAUUCUCUCCAACAAAUACCAGCAACAAGAACCAUUGGUGUGAUCAGUAAAAUCGAUCAGGCACCUUCAGAUCCGAAAGUUCUUGCUGCUGUUCAGGCACUUCUGUUGGGUCAAGGACCAAGGACUUCAGCUGAUAUCCCUUGGGUUGCUCUUAUUGGGCAAUCAGUUUCCAUUGCUUCAGCUCAAUCUGGAAAUGUGGGGUCAGAUAACUCGUUAGAAACUUCUUGGAGGGCUGAAAGUGAAAGUUUGAAAUCUAUAUUGACAGGUGUCCCUCAAAGCAAGCUUGGUAGAUUAGCUCUUGUGGAGACCCUUGCUCAUCAAAUUCGUAGCAAAAUGAAAAUCAGGCUCCCAAGUCUUUUAUCAGGGUAUGUCUGUAAUAGAUUAUUUUGCUAUUACUUGGUUUAUGGUAAGUCACAAAUUGUGCAAGAUGAAUUGGUAAGGCUUGGGGAAUCAAUGGUGACUAGUUCUGAAGGUAUAAGAGCUUUGGCUUUGGAACUUUGUCAUGAAUUUGAGGACAAAUUUCUUCAACAUAUUAUGACUGGGGAGGGAAGUGGUUGGAAAGUUGUUGCAAGUUUUGAGGUUUCAGCUUCAGCUAAUGCUAUACCAGGACUUGGGAGAUAUCCUCCAUUUAAAAGAGAGGUGGUAGCAAUUGCUACAACAGCUGUGGAGGGGUUUAAGAAUGAUGCAAAGACCAUGGUGACUGCACUUGUUGACAUGGAGAGAGUGUUUGUUCCAGCACAACAUUUCAUCCGUUUGGUGCAAAGAAGUCUUGUUGAUGUGCAUAGUGUCAAGCAAAGUAGCCGGGAUGCUAUGAAAAUGGUCAACAAGUUCUUUUAG
Messenger RNA from Lactuca virosa, 966 nucleotides. The record is from the annotation of a GenBank genome assembly. NCBI's taxonomy places the organism in Eukaryota, Viridiplantae, Streptophyta, Magnoliopsida, Asterales, Asteraceae.